This is a messenger RNA of Coffea eugenioides, 944 nucleotides long. RefSeq lists its product as uncharacterized. The coding region runs from base 117 to 944 and encodes 275 amino acids. The record is from RefSeq and is a predicted model, not a curated record. NCBI's taxonomy places the organism in Eukaryota, Viridiplantae, Streptophyta, Magnoliopsida, Gentianales, Rubiaceae. The transcript is spliced from 4 exons.
CCCUCACGGAAGUUGAUUUUGCCACAUUUUGUUCACCCAAUUCAACCAACAUUCCUUCCCAAAAUGGCCAAAAAAUUUCUUGUUUCAGAGAAAAUGUGUCUGUGUUAAUUAGAUUUAUGGGGAAAAAAGGAGGGAAAUGCAGGCUAUGGUGGCCAGCCCAUCUUUCCUCAACCCUUCAACCCCAUUCUCCUUCCCACUCCUUCACUCUUUUCUUCGGUUGGUUCAUUUCUUCCCAGUCCUCCUCCUUUUCUUCUUCGGAGCCCUCCCUCGAUAUCGUCGUCGCUUUUGGCUUGGAGGAUUCUGCACUUGUUUCUUCUUCUGUAAAUCUUCAGGAAAUUCUUCAUCAAACAGAUGGGAACAUGCCUCUAUCUCUACAAGAUAAAUGUACACUUUCCGUGCUGGGUUAUUGUGAAGCAGAUUCAAGUGGCAAUGGUCAGCCAGAAAUGAAUUUAACUAAAACAGUUACUCAGACGUGCUCAACUGAUGGUGGGAAAACCUUCCCUGGUAGCCAGAGUGUAGUUGUGGGCAAGAAUGGAAUUCAUGCAUGUGGAUGCCACAAGGUUCAUGCAUUACUGGAACAGCUUAGGCUGGCUUUUGUACAAAAUGAGAACUGGUUCCAACUUAUUUCUGGUUUUCCUCAAACUACAGGUCGAAAAUUGCAGCUCAUUCCAGAAUUGCAUCACCUGCAUUGGAAUGGGGAAACCAUUUCUCAGUUAGAUCUCCACGUUAUCAUUUAUGAAAUUCCAAAAUUUAGUAGCCACCACUAUUCACUGGGUUCUCGGAGUUUGUCUGAGAAGAUGAGAUCUUCUAUCAAGAAACCCCAAUGGUUUGAAGAUCUCAAGCAGAAGAAGCAAUAUCUUGAUCUGGACACUGUCAUUCUGGCUAUUAACAGUGCUCAUGCUGCUAAGAUCCUUUCAGAAAGGCAGCUGCCUGUGACUUCUUGA